AUGGAAGAGGAACUUAUCUUGUUGGGGCAUGGAGCGAUCAUGGUCAGCCAAAUGGCCGAAAUGCCUGAACUCACCAGCGCUCAGGAGGAACAGGCAUCCAUGAAAUUAACUGGAAAUAUUUCAAAGCAAACUAUCCAAAGAUUGUUGUGUUCUUAUGGUGCCUCACUCAACGAUGAACGAAUUCGGGAUAUUUUUGACGCGGAAGAUGACCUCCUCUCAAAGGACGUUGAUGGACUGCUAAGACCUCUGUUUGACCAUUGGAAUAAAUUUCAGUUACUCAACUUGCAUGGACUUGGACUUCCUGUGCAAUGGAGAGGUAUACGUGCGGCUGCAGAUUACCUUCGCGUACUAGAUGCAGACAAGACGACACAUUGUUUGGGCUCCAUCGCGCAGCGUAUAGGACAGGUAUUGCUCUAUUUUAAUUACGAGGAGCUUUGCAAACGACCAGAGAAAUACUGUUCUCGUUCCUCGUCCAAGCCCAAGGUCACUGACGUUCUGAAUUCCAUCCUCGAUGCCUACCCGGACGACCCCCACGCAUCGGAAAAACGGCAGUCUCGCCGUAAUCGGGUCACCGGUUAUCAUGUACGCCGCGGUAAAUGGUGGUGGCGGCUUGCAGGAAAUUUGGGACUCGGAAUUCUCUUGGCAGGCGACCCUAUGAGGGUCAUGUGCAAAAGUACAUUUACCAAUCCUCAAAUCGACGUUUUCAUUACCUUCGUCCAGAAAACUCGUCCAGGCACUAUUCGCGCCUUCAAGGCCUUAGAGCCCGUGGUUACAUCUCUCAUGUUUGGGCAAAUCACAUCUGAUCUCCACAAGACCAUUUUCGACUGGGAGGCUGGUCUUCUCAGACCCGAAGAAAUGGCACGUGUUCGUGCUGAUGACAAGGUGGCCUCGGCUUCCCAGCGCUCCGACAAUCCCUGGAAAACAGUGGAUGCUAAGAAAGAUGCAAUGCAAAAGAUGACAGAGCUUCUCGGCUAA
This is a messenger RNA of Penicillium atrosanguineum, 975 nucleotides long. RefSeq lists its product as uncharacterized. The transcript is spliced from 2 exons. The record is from RefSeq and is a predicted model, not a curated record. Bases 1 to 975 code for a protein of 324 amino acids. NCBI's taxonomy places the organism in Eukaryota, Fungi, Ascomycota, Eurotiomycetes, Eurotiales, Aspergillaceae.